Gambusia affinis (western mosquitofish) is the source of this 3491-nucleotide messenger RNA. Its product is annotated as nuclear receptor coactivator 7. Gene Ontology annotation, cellular component: nucleus. Bases 217 to 2391 code for a protein of 724 amino acids. The transcript is spliced from 16 exons. The record is from RefSeq and is a predicted model, not a curated record. Lineage: Eukaryota; Metazoa; Chordata; Actinopteri; Cyprinodontiformes; Poeciliidae. Gene Ontology annotation, biological process: response to oxidative stress; regulation of transcription by RNA polymerase II.
GCGGAGUCGGCGCUGCUGACAGGGAGGAGCCUCAACUUGUUUCUGUUGUCUGCAGUGAUAUCAUAACCCUGCAACAUGAAGGUGCGCUCAUGUGACAGCCGCUCAUCUCCGUCCUCGGGCUGGACUCAGGUGCAGUAACGGGCUAAACAGUUAGCAUGGGGAGCAAAAGGAGGAAGGACGCCAGCUGAGCUCCUGCACCAAACCAGAAAAACAGAAAUGGCUCAAUCAGUGAGACAGCCGGAGACGUUAGGAGCCGCCAAACUCAAACCUCAGGCGGAUAAAACCAGGAGCGGCUACUUCUGCAACGUGAAGAGCAGUUUGUGUCUCAGGUUAGGAUCCAAGCUGCCUGCCGGUGUUUCUCAGCCUCCACGAUUCGCUAAGCCUCCCUGGGAGAAUCGACCUCAGUCCCACAUCAUGCAGAACGCCGCGGCCGGCGCUGCGCAUAGCAAUGACCCCGUCGCCGUGGGCCGACCUCUGGACCACGUCCCUCACAUCAGGAACCCGAAGCUGAGGCAGUACUACCUGCAAGGAACUGCGUGGGAGCGGAGCAACACCGUCGGUUUACCAGCAGAUGGCAGCACUGGUCUCCCCGGCGACACGGUGUUCAGCGUUUCGUCUACGUUCAGCAGCGGUGGAUCCUCAGGAGAGAAGAGCAAAAAUUCAAAGCAACUCAGCUCUGAUACCAACGUAAUAACAGAGCAGCUGGUGUCGAACAGAAAGGACGCCUCUGUCACUGGAAAAUCCUCUCAGCUCGAACUGGACUGCGGGUCGAAGGAGAAACCGGAGGCAGAUGCAGAUCAGGACUGUUUGGAUUCGCUGCCGGCUCAGACUCCGUCUCCCUCACCGGAGGCUGAAUACGACAAACUUCUUGAUGUGGAGGCGGUGCCGCUGCCAGAUGGGCACCUCUGCCUUCUGGCUCUCCCUCCGGAGUGCUGCCAGGGCGAGCGCCCGGCCGCCAUGUUGUAUCUCAAACUGUUCUGCCGUUACAUCACCGACGGAAAGGGUGUGGUUUCUGGUAUCCUGGUGGUGACGCCCACUAAAAUCUUCUUCGACCCGUCCAAAACCCACCCGCUGGUGACGGAGCACGGCUUCGAGGAUUACCUUCUGUCUUGCGCUGUUGACAGUUUGGCGUCCGUCUCUUUCUUCUCUGACGUUUCACACGUUCGCUUCAGCACCUCCCAGCAGAGGAGAGGAAAAGCAAAGAACAUAUUCCAGAAGCUCAAAUCCACUAAGAGUCAUGGAGGCAAAAAGCCGGAGGAUUCCCCCCCGGCGCUGGUUUCUGCUGCUCCGUCGGUGCUGCCCAGUCCCACCCUGAGCCUAACCAACCAGGUUUCCCAGCCGGACGAGGCGGACAGCGGAGACACGGACGAUGUGGAUGGGCGGCUGGACGGCGGCUCGCUCAGGGUGCUGACCGAGGAGCCUGGGGGCGGCCUGGCCGUCCUGAGCAGCGCCGCCACUUUCUGCUGCGGCGGACCAGAGGGCACGGAGAAAUCCUCUGAGAAGAGUCAGACUGAAGCUCCUCGAAGGCCGUCGGCAGGAAGUCUCGGGGGUUUGAUGUUCGUGAGACUGCGGGUUCAGUCGCCCGCAGGGAAGAAGAAGAGGUCAGCUAACACUUUACCCAGGAGGGACACCUGGCUCGCUCUGACACAAGAAAGCUCCGACGAGCUGCGCUCCUUCCUGAAGCUUCGCCGGCCAGACCUGCGUCUCCUGGACGGGGAGGAGGAGCCGGACCACGACGAAGAAGAGUUUGUUCUCAUAGAGGACAAGGGAGAGGAGGAUGCAGAGACGUUUCAGACGCUGCGCGGCUCCGGAGACGACUGGGAGAUGGUGUUGAUGGAGGAGAAUAAAGAGCAGCUGGUUGACAGGGACCCUGAAGGGCUCGGUAACGUGGUGGAGAACAGCCGCGUUCUGCAGGUUUCACAUGUCAGAGAGCUGUGUAAGGAGCUUCCUGCCAGGACGGUGGGCCGCGCCUGGCAGCUGGCCUACAGCACGUGGCGGCACGGCGCCAGCCUCAAGUGUCUCUACAGGAAGCUCCGCAGCACCGACUCUCCUGUGCUGAUUGUCAUAAAAGAUGCUCUGGAUGAGCUGUUUGGGGCCUUCCUGUCUGAUCCUCUGAAACCCAGCGAGACGUUUUACGGAACUGGAGAAACCUUCCUGUUCAUGUUGCAUCCUCGUUUUAAGAGCUUCAGGUGGACGGGAGAAAACUCCUUCUUCAUUAAAGGAGACUUGGACUGCUUCGCUGUUGGCGGUGGAAGCGGUCACUUCGGCCUGUGGGUCGAUGAGAACCUGUAUCUGGGCCGCAGCAGCCCCUGCUACACCUUCAACAACUGCUGCCUCUCUGAAACCGACGAUUUCCGCAUCAUGGAGCUGGAGGUGUGGACGUUCAGCUGAGGACACGGCUAAUCGCCCAGAAGAAACUCGUCUAUGUAGAUCACAUCUAUGUAGACGUAUAUUACUAGACUGUCCUCAGCCAAACUGAGUGCUCUUAAUGUAAAUUAGCAUCCUCAUUGUUUUAUAAUUGAACAUUAACGUGUGUAAAUAUAAUCCUGCCUUCUGACUGCCUGACUAAUGUUAAAAUACUUACGAGAUCUGAGGAGUUGAUCUGCUCUUCAUCACCACUGAUCAUCAUCAUCAUCCUGUCCUACGGUAAAACGCCGUAGAAACUGGAGGACGACCGUCAUCACUGCUGCUCCAGACUCUGACCCUCCUACCCGACGUCCAUCCUUGGAAAUCUGCACCAUGUGAGUCUGGAUGGUUGCUUAACGGAUCCACACGGCUGGUGAAACGUUUGCUGUGACUCGUCACCUGCAGAGACGCCAUUUUGUUCUGGGGGUUUAAUGAUGAAUGUUCUUUAAGUUGGAGUGAUUUUAAACGAUGAAGUAUUACGGCCAUACUACCAAAAUAAAAACUAAAAAUUUAAUUUAUGAGAAUAAAGUCAUAGUACUAUGGCUUUAUUAUCAAUACUGAAUAAAGUACUACUAAAUUAGAUUAUUUCAAUCCAUUAACGAUUCAUCUAUUCAUACUAUUAAUAAUGUAAUAAUGAGAAUAAAGUCAUAAUAUUUUGAAAAUAGUCUUAGUAUUUUAAAAGAACUGAGAAUAAUUCAAUGAUCAUAUGACUUUAUUCUCAUGACUGUUUUAUAUUGCAACUUUAUUCUUGUAUUAUUUUGACUUAAUUCUCAGUUGACUCUUAAUAUUAAGAGGCCGAUGGAAACUAAUUACGACACUUGACCCUCAUAUUUUAUUUUCUUAGCGUGGUUCUAUCGCUCCGUCGUAAUUCUAUAAAACAUUUCAGUUUUUUAAGGCAAAGUUUAAUUCACAGCUUUGAAUUUAUUGAUCAUUUUUUUGAUCUAAACUGCCUCCUAAUAUUUGGUUCAACAUUUCUUAUCCAGCUGCAGAGAAAACACUUUAAAUCUGUUUGGAUGUUUGAAUUCUCCUCCGUUAAUGUUUCUGACCAGAACCGUUAAUAAAAAAGACCAACUUGUACAGAAAAA